Messenger RNA from Vitrella brassicaformis, 3996 nucleotides. NCBI's taxonomy places the organism in Eukaryota, Vitrellaceae. The record is from the annotation of a GenBank genome assembly.
UCAGCUGACAACAAUGCACACAGGAUGCCAAUGGACCAACACACCCAUUCUCUCACCCCGCCGGCGUAUUUGUGAAGGUUCCAUAAGCGGCCUUCCCAUUUGCAGCAGCCGAGGGGCUGUCAGGGUUGAGGAACGGCGACUCCUCGCGGGACGGCGGGCCCAGGAGAGUGUCGAAUGACACCGAUCGUGUGUUGGAUUUCUGCGUGACGGGGAUGGGCGAUGAGCGCUCGACGGAUGUGCGGACGGCUGUGACGAAGAGGGCUAGGGACACCAGAAGCAGCACACAGAGGGCCUUGAUCUGCACACACACACACAAAGAGUGGUGGGGGGACUGGCACCACUGGUGUGGUGUGGUGUGGUGUGGUGUGGCCCGCUGACCGGCGUGACUGUGUCAGGUGAGAAGGGCCACUCCUUUGACCCAAACAUGUGCUCCAGCACCUGCACACAACACACCAGGCGUCAUAUGCCCGCACCAUCCACACACACGGAGACGGUACGUUACGUACCUUCUGGCCAUCCAUGGUGUGCCCCUCGAUGGCCUCCGGGCAGAGCCCCUCGCCGAGCGUCUCGAUCUCGUAGCACCGGCCGGGGAUGAACGUCAGCAUCAGAGCCUCCAAACCCCACUUGUGAGGCGACACCAAACCUAUCACCUGCACAGAUGCACAGACACACACGUACGUCCAUGGUGAUAGAAACCGAGGGGGAGGGAGGGAGGGAGGGAGGGUGGCUGACGGACUUUGAAUGCGAGGGGCAUUGCGGAUGAGCGGAUGAACCCGCCGCUCCACAGCAUCAGCACUGCCUGCUCGUACACACCCAGGGCCCAUCCCAGCUGACGCAACACACACGGACACAGAAUGGAUGGAUGGAUGUGUGUGUGUGUGUGUGUGUGUGGUCGUACGGUGACGUCUUUUGCGAUGAAUGCGAUGCAGAUGGUGAGGGCCUCGGCCACGAAGGCCACACACCAUGUCACCAAGACGAAAUAACCAAACCUGACAAACAAGUCACACCCACACACGCGUUGCUCGCUGGUGCCAUCAUCGUCACUCACUCACCCACCUGUCGGCGUCGAAGCCGUCCUUGUCCAUCUGGAGGGCAAAGUACACCUGCCCACAUCCAUCCAUCAAUCCAUCCAUGCCGAGACACACAAAUCCAGCACGACACAAAGAACGAGGCCUGUCGAUUUCAUCCACUUACCAGGCAUGCAUUGGGGAGGGUGAAGAGCAUCAGAGACGGCAGCCGCAGCUAACCCAGCCAGCGACAUACACACAGAGUAGGAUGUGCACAAGAACACACAGAUGGAUGGAUGGAUGGAUGUCUCAGUCAGUCACCGCCAGUGUGGCGACAAUAUACGUUGUCGGCCGAUAGAGACGGGCGCGCUGCUCAGCCUGCAUCGCAUCGAGACAUCCACACAUACAUGCAUCACUCCAGAUUUCUGUUCCUGUGACCCCUUCCUUCCACGGCAUACCACGAAGAUGCGUCUCUCCUGCUCUAUCUGUGGCAACGACAUCAGCGCGGCAAAGCCCGUCGCGACCAACGUGAACAGCAUCGCACCCUGACAACCACAUACCCACCACACACAGCCGUGUGGCCAUCACAAGGUGGGUGCGUCUGUAUGGCCAUCAUUGGGUGUAGAUUAAUUACCUUGAGGUCGCCCACGGCCUGCAGCUCUUUCCGUGCGCCGAUGCGCCACCACUCAAAGGCCAGCAUCAGUUUGACCAGCAUCUCCAGGAAGAACCGCACGAAAAAGGCCACCGGGUCGCGACGGAAGAUGAUCCUGACAGGACACCAGCCAUCACCCCACACCACACCACAGCACACCCACCACAUAAUACAUACCCACUGAUGCAUCCCUUUGGUCUGCAUGCUCACGCGAAUCGCCUCAUUUGCACGGCCACCUGCCGGCCGUAUCCAGUGGGGUAGGCCCCCCUCUUCACCUCGCCCUCGCCCGAAUCCGAGUCGCCUUCAUUCCCGAGGAAAAACGACCGCAUGGAGCCGCCGAACGGGGAACCAUCGGCAGCCAGUGGAUGGCGCGGCGAGACUGCAGUGAAGGAGAGGGACGACUCACUCCUUCCCUGACAGAGAGAGACAAAGGACACGCCACACCACCCAGGUUCUCCCUCCACUCCUCUGUGUGUGGGUGGGGUGCAUGGGAUGGGGGCGUACGGUCAUGAUGAUGCCGAUGCCGCUCUCUUCGUCAGGCGGUGUCACAGGCGAGUGCAGCGCUUGCAGGGAUGGCAGUGACCUGUUCCUCUCGCGGCGCCUCCAGGUGCGGAGCAGCCUGUUGGCGCGCAGCAGCAGCUGGUCCUUGGAGUCAGUGCGGAUGGGGCAGGGGGGCACGGACAGAGAGGCAGGUGAUGCAGACGGCUGGGAGGGUGGUUUCACGGGCGACUGCAGCGGACGGCUGGGGAAAUCCUGAAAGAAACACAGGACGGGAGAAGGUUUUGUUGCCCACCUCUCUGUGUGUGUAUGGUACAUCCAUCCUACCUACCCUGUGUAUGACGCUGAGGACAAAGUCAGACACGGGGACGUCCUGUGGCGGCUCGUAGCCCAGCUCACGGAAAAACACAGACAGACCCCUCGUGCCACCGAAGUACACUGUGCGACCGCCGGCAAGCAGCAGCACCUGACCACACACAACAGACACGCGGCAAAGAGAGAGAGAUGUAUGGUAUGUGUUUGUCAUGUCAUGUGUGUAUGGGUGGGGGAAAGGCCACUUUGUGCGUUGCGUGCCUUGCCUUGUCGAAUGAGUGGAGGAGCUCGCUGCUGGGCUGGUGUAUGGUGCAGAAGACCACCAGGUUCCGCCGCCUCGCCAGGUGGAUCACCGAGUGCACCACCUGCAGAGCCGUGAAGCUGUCCAGACCAGAUGUGGGCUCAUCCUGACACACACACACACACACACAAAACACACAACACCCAUGCAUCCGUGGGGGGCGUGUCCAUGCUCACUCCCUCUGUCUGUUUAUGCGUGUGAGUGUCUGAGUGCAUCCAUUUAUCGCACCAGGAAGAGUAUCUGCCUGUGUGUGACCAUUUCCUUGGCGAUGGACACGCGCCGCUUCUCGCCGCCGGAUAUGCCUCGCGAGAAGUAGUCGCCGAUGCGCCGAGAACUGACGUGAGUGAGCCCGAGGUCGCCCUUGACCUUCUCCACCUCCAGCCGACGCUCAUACGCAGGGAUCGACGCAUCCAGCCUUCACGAAACAUACACACACAGGCGUCGGUCUGUCUGCCUGUCUGUGUGCCAACGAACGACCAGGUUCUAUUCUUUACCUGAGGUCAGCGGCGAAGGAGAGCUCCUCGUGCACAGUGAGGCAGCCCACCAGGUGGUCCUCUUGCUCCACAUAGGCCGACAGGGACCUCAUGCGUGUUGGGGAGAACAUCUCGUUGCCCACGAAGAUCUGGCCCUUGAAACGACCCUCUUGCACACGACCGGCCAGCAGGGAGAGAAAAGUCCUGACACACACACACACACAUACACACACACACACACACAACGCACACAGAUAGAGAUGCACAACCCAGUGAUGCCUGUCCGUUGGCCGUGUUGGUGCCCUGUGCGUGGCGGUGCUGACGUUUUGCCUGCUCCGCUUGGCCCCAAGCUGCGGGCAGACCAGACACAUACAUACCCCCACACACACAUACAGAUGGAUUUCCACAGGUGCAGAUGUCCUUUGAACGAACAAAGGAACUGAUUCAUGGGUGUACAUUGCGAGUGUUUCUCCCGGCAGCAGCUCCCCCUGCAGCCCCUCAAGGAUCACCAGACCCGGGUCAGAUGCGCGGCGAGAUCUGCAUCAGCACAGGGACCAAACACUCACACACACACGGAGAUCUGGCAAGAUUCCUGUGCAGAAUGGUGUUGUGCAGUGUGCCUGACCCGUCCACUCACCCGACGAGGCUGUAUCUCUGUAUGUCCCAUCGGACGGAGUGCCCCGCCGCCCGUGAGGGCCAUUCAAAGGCCCAGCCAUCGGUCGCGGCGGGCGUGCGAGCGUCGCCCAUCACCAU